Molecule: messenger RNA, 5594 nt
Organism: Bursaphelenchus okinawaensis
Lineage: Eukaryota; Metazoa; Nematoda; Chromadorea; Rhabditida; Aphelenchoididae
Source: the annotation of a GenBank genome assembly
AUGUUCAGACGGGUUUGUUGUCUAUUAUUACUGUUAAUAUACGACGUGAACGGGAGUAAAUGUAAGCACGUUGGGCAGAGAUUCGUCGACAACUUUAUUCAAUUUCAAUGCGCAGAAGGGGAUGCGGCUAAUGAGCUGCAAAUCAAGCCUAUUGGUAUGUUAUUCAGCUGUUCUAUAAUGGUUUAAAUUAUUUUUUUAAAGUUGUUCAAAUAAUUCUGUGCCCACUAAGCCCAAAAAUUUGUUCUGAGAGAAGACACAGAAUUAUUUGAACAACCUAAUAUAAAUAAAGUUUAGCCUUAACAAUGUUCUAAUAAUAUCAAGAUAGGUUCGGUACUAGACGUUGUAGACAGUGCCGGGCGGGACUUUUGGUCGAGGGGUGGGGGUCGAAAAAAUCCACAGGGGGGACCACGUUCAACCUUUUUGCGAAAAUUUUUUUCUGGGGGGGGGGAUUCCCCCCCCCCAGCGCCCGGCCCUGGUUGUAGACGUGGUACUAGACUUAACACUACCUUGUAUUUGCCAGAAUCGCACUCAUUUCAGGUUGUGUCCCAUCAAACUCGGGUAAUGGAUCAGCCAUACCACUGGGAUUGUCAUAUACGGGUAAACACUUUCGGUACGAAUGUGUUAAAGACGAUCUCAGGGAUCAUGUCCAAUUGAAAAUUACUCGUAAGUUUAAAUAUUUUUCAUUUUUAUUGUAAAAUACGGUCCUAAUUCCAAAGAUCGUUAUAAAAGAGUUCUCAUUGUCUUUGCAUAAAAACGAUACCUAAACUCACAUCAAAAGACAAAAAUGCAUUUUAGGUAAUAAAUUUUAAUUCAAUAUACUUAAAGAUAAUAAGCCUAAAGCAAUAAGUUUAGCAGCCCCUUUAAAAUGUAAUCGCUAUAAACCAAAUUUCAGAUUGCGUAGACAACAAAGGCUCAAUAAUAGCCAUUGGUGAGCAUUUCACGAUAACCAACGAUGUUGGAGAACAUGAAACCAUGGAAUGUGUUGGAGAUGCUCAGAAAGUGAAAAAAGUCGUUUUUAAAUGUGGGUUUGACAAAUAAUGAUAAUAUCAACUCUGAACCUUGUAUAUUAUACAAGGUUCAGAGUUUUUAAGGGCCUUAGACCCACUCCGAAGCCACAACUGUCUUGGAGCCGGAUUUGCCCUGGAGCCGUUAGGAAUGCUGACCAGGGUCGGGCGGGGCUUUUCUUCUGGGUGCGGGGGUCGAAAAAACUCCACAGGGGGGACCACGUUCGGCUUUUUUCGAAAUUUUUUUUGGGGGGGGGAAACUCCCCUCCCCCCCCCCUCCCUCUUCAGCGCCCGGCCCUGGAUAAUACCCUAUCAUGUAUAAAUAUAAACUAAAAAUCCAAAAACAUCCUUUGAAAUAUUAGGUUAUUCAAAUAAUUCAGAGCCCUCUAGCCCCGAAAAUUUUCUUAAAAGGGGGGCUCCGAAUUUUUUUAAACAACCUAAUAUCUUACAUAAAAAUCCAAUAAAGCGGUCGAAACAUUAAAAAUAUUAUGUUGUUCAAAUAAUUUUGUGCCCCCCUCUAUUAGCGCCCAUCCCUGACUCUGACUAUAACAAUACUAAACCUUAUACCACAAUUUCUAAUUUCAGGGAAGAAAUGUAAGCUGCCAGGAGGCUCCGAGCUCACUGAAGGCAACUUUAUAACGAAAAAAGUUGCUCCAGAAAGUCUUCGAACCGAGCUGCAAACAGAAGAAAUCAUUUCAUGUCAACGACGCGGAGCUGACGUUGAUCUACAGUGCACUGGUAAGGUUUAGCAAAGAUAUAAAGACAAGACUAUAAACUAGUGCUCAAUAUCAUAGUAUGUCAUUUUAGGAUGCGUGGCACUGGAUGGAAUUCACGUUGGAGUGGCUUCGUACUCAAACAUACGAAGUCAAUGGGUACAAUGUCGAAGAGUACUAGACGGCUGCCGACUAGUCAACGUUACAGAGGACUGUAAGUCAAUAGCUAUUAAACUAUAGGGUAACUCCUGUAUAACAAAUGGCUCGGAGACUUUAUCUCUUGUGAAGGCAUUUUGUUAUACAAAAGUUGCUGCCUAAAACCUGUCGUAUAACAAAAGCUCUUCUCUCACAUAUUUUAGGCUAUAAAUCGACUAAUUAUGAUAAAUUCAAAGCCUAUUUUAGACAUUAAUUGCCAAUACAACGACCAGACCUAUCAAAAUGGCGAAACGUUCGAAAGUCGAUCCGGUAAAACCAGAUACGUUUGUGAUCAUGGUGCUGUUCUCAAGCUAGGUAUGUUUUUAUAGUACUAGGUACUUCCUAAUACUAACUUAACCCUUCAUAAUACUAUCCUAACCCUUCAUAAUACUAGCCCAACCCUAUCUUAGACCAGGUUUUGAGACCCAGACAUAAGCCCAAUGCCCAACGUAUAUGCUCAGGGCCCAACGUUUAGGCCCGGUCCGCUUUGAUUUUUCUCAGACUGACUCGGUCUAGUCAAAAAAUUCUAGACGUGGCCUGGCCCGGCCUAGCAGAUUUAAAAUAAGUUUUCAAAAAAUUUUUUGAUAGCGGGCCUACUUUUCAAGCCCGGCCCGUUUUACUUUAGCUCAAGGCUGGCCCAAUCAAAAAAAAUUUCGGCCUGGCCCAAAAGACAAAAAAAUUUUUAAAUAAAAUUUUUGGGCUCUGGCCUACUUUUCAACUCCGGCCGUUUUGACUUUAGCUCAAGGCCAGCCCGGCCCAAUCGUAAGGCCGGGCCUACACGGCCCGUUCCUCACCCCUAGUGGAUCCACCUCCAUUUCCCUUCAUCAUCCCUAGCGUUGCCCCUUUGUUAAUUGUAAUUGACUAUUUAGAUUGCCUUUUAGAUAAAAAAUUAAAUUUAGGUUACUUAUUUGGUACCAAUUUACUAUUUAUAUUUAGGCUGCCUAUUCGACAACACUUUGGUCGCUUUGGGCAAUGUACACUAUGUUGAUGGAGAGCCACAACUAUGUCGUCAGGUCGACGAACCAAUGAAGUUUGACGUUCGUACGUGACAUUUUUUAUACUGCUUUUUUAUGUUACCCUACUCUUAAUUAUACUAUUGCUUUUUAUAUUACAGUAGCCUGUCUGCCCCCAUUUUCUAAUCAUUUAAUAACUUUGUAGACUAAAAUUAAGUAAAACUUAGAUUUUAUGAAGCUGCAAAGGUGUUCAAAUAACUCUCUGCUCCCUCUCAAAGUAAAUUUUCAAAGUAGGGGGCACAGAAUUAGUUGAAAAGCCUAAUAGAUGCCCGAGAUAAUACAGUAAAGAACAAUCCGAUACCGCUGCAUUAGGUUGUCUAAAUAAUUCUGUGCCCCCUCUCAAAAAACGUUUUUUAGGUUAGAGGGCACAGAAUUAUCUGAACAAUCUAAUAAAAUGAAUAUUAAUUUAGGUGGAUGCCAAACCUCACCAACAUUCACAAGAAAGUUCAUGGAGACGUGGAAGGAUGGAGAUGUUAUGAAAAGGUGUGGCUACACAAUAGAAGGCAAUUAUGUCAAACCGGAGAUCACUGAAUACGGUAAUCUUGUUUUACUAUCAAAUUUAAACAGCUUACUGUACCAAGCCAUCAGACGUUGACUCAUGAACAAAAAGCUUAAAAAGUGCCAUACAUGUUUAUCUUAUAUGUAUAUGUUUAUCAAAAUUAAUUUUUCAGCAUGUUAUCACAUAAAAGAAGAAGUGGCUCUAAACACGGUGGUUCAAAGCCAUCAAGGAGUCUUCAAAAAGUGUAUAAAGACAGAUUCAGGAGGUUUGAUAAUGCAGGAAAUGGAUAGUAAAGACACUGAAGCCUACUUGAAGCGAAAAGUAAGGCAAUAGGUAGACCUUUAAAGAGGUUAGGCUGGUCCUAAUUGUGCUGGCCUAGCCUCUUUCAAGGUUUAAGUAAACAGCUUUAACAUCAUAUUCGUUUUACAACCUUCUCAAGUCAAAUAUUUCGUUGCGGGACCUUAGCUGAGCCCCUGAAGCCUUAAUUUGGUCCGUCGCCUUUGGCCCCAACAGUACCGGUCCUUUCCAAACUUGCUUCGGCCCGGCCUUACUUUGAAGCCGGUUCUAGUGGGUCCCUUUCAGGUUUAAUGACACUACUAACCUUAAUUGAUGAUGUAAUAAAGACUUUUCUCUAUAAGUAAAGUGUCUAUAACAAUAUAAUUUUAGUCAUUACACCUGAACCUAGUCGAAUAUUUGGGCGUCGGUGGAAAAGGGAUUGUACAAAGCGAUGUUCAACAUGAUGAUAGUACGUUGUUUUAGAUUUUUUUGAAAAUCUUUCGCACUUUGAACUUUUAUAGACCUUAAAAUCAAGUUACUUUGUAAUUCCACCAUCUUUAUACCUAGGGUCAAAAAAACAAUAAUUAUAGUGCCUAAGGUCAAGAAAAGCAUAAUGUAUCUAGGGCCAAAAAAAGACAAUUACAGUGCCUAAGGCCAAAUAAUACUAAUUAUAGUACACUUUUAGGAAACUGCACAUCACACUAAACACACACAUGCACCAUACUACAUUUAAUUGUAAUACGCACCUCUCUCUCGGAAAUUUAUGUUAAUGUACUCGCACAGCACUGUUAUAGCCAUAAUUUAUUCAAUUUUUGUUUUUCAUUGUUACAUCUGGCAGCAAGGAUAAUCGCUAGAGGGGUUCUUAUCUGUAGGAACGUCUUCGUCUGACAGAAAUAACUUGGGUAUUAAACUUUUUGGAUUAACUUGAAAUGUUAUCUUAGUUAUUUGAAGCGUUAGAUGAAUAACAUUAAAAGCUUUUUUAACCAAAAUACAAGGUGCGCAAAAAUUUCUGUUGCAAAACUUGUAAACUCACAUCUCACGGCACCAAAAAUAUAUUAUGACGUUUGAACCAACUUGAACACACAGCACCAAAAAAAUACUAAAAAAAGCCAAUUUAUGCCCCCUUUAAAGGUUGUCGAGACCACCUCCCCUACUGCAGACGACUUGUGAACUACUGUUCUGAUGGUGAAGCAGACGCGGGUUUAAUGAUCGAAGCUUAUGAAGAAUAUGGCAAAGUCCAGAAGCUUUUCGAAGAUCUUUCUGGUGCCAAGAAAGGGCCUUUGAAGCCUAUUGGAUGUGAAAGUAAGUUCAAAUACAAGCCGAAUCAAUUUUUGAAAAAAUUUCAAAAAAUUUUUUAGCUUUUUCAAAAUUUUAAAGUUAAUUUUAAAAAGUUUUUAUGUCAAUAUUAGAUAGCAUUUUCGUAUUUUACUAUCAAAUAUUUUUUAAAAUCAAAGUUAAAUUUUGUAGCUCAAUUAGCGCCGUUCCGCAAAGUUCAAGUAAUGGUGGAAAUGGCCUGUCAACGUACUUGUAAGCGGUGUAUACCUGGUAAGCUAUACAGUACAUUAGAACUUUUGAAUAACAAACUCCUCUAUAACAAUAUUAUACAGUUUUCCUAAUUUUUUUUUAAUUUUGGUUCAGCCAAACCCAGCCCGACCCGGGGCCAAAUCGCGCCGCAACCGGGCCUGGCGGGCCCUCCUUUAAAGUCUAGUUAUAGAGGAGUUUCUUUUCAAAUUUGGGCCCCUUCUACGUUUAUUUGCUACAAACUUUGACUUUCCUAACAUUGAAGCAAUCUUUUCCCAAUUUGAUACCUACAUUAACAUAAACCUCAAUUUCAGAACACCAACUCGAUUCACUGGUCGAUAAUUUGGAAAAUACAAGUCACUGCGGUAAAUAG